CCGAGCGGGCUUGUACAAAAAGGAAAGAAAAAAAAAGAAAUGAGAACAGAAGGAUAAAAAAAAGGACCGAUCGAAGGCCGGUAAUCGCGUGGCCGUGUUUUAAUCGCACUUCGCGGCGUUAACCGUAAGCCUUCGUUGCCUAUCGACGAACACGAGUCUCAGCGAUAACACGGUUGAGAGAAAAUAGUAAUCGAGCGACAGCUCUCGCAGAGUCCGCUUUCUAAGAAGAGAUAAGCGCCGAGUUCGAGCGUACGCGCACUUGUCGCGCGAGAAAUCAUAUACGUAUACAUACCUAUAUACAUAUGUAUCUUUCUCUCGCAUCGGUCGACGAUCUAAUCCAUGAGCAAUUACCACUUUCAGCGAUACCAUCCGACGUAGCGAAAGAAACGAAUACACACAGAGACACGAAAGCACACGCCAUUAAUGAAAUCCCGUGCCAUCCCACGUUCACGGUCCUCCCGUCGAGGUGGGCGUCACCAUGUACGUCUUGAGUAUCAGCUCGCUAUCCGAAGUGAAAAUGGACUUUACGUUGGAUUUUUACUUUCGACAAUUCUGGACGGAUCCACGACUCGCCUUCACGCAACAGAAAGGCGUCGAGACGCUCAGCGUCGGCUCCGAGUUCAUCAAGAACAUCUGGGUACCGGAUACGUUCUUCGUGAACGAGAAGCAGUCGUACUUUCACAUCGCUACCACCAGCAACGAGUUCAUUCGUAUUCACCAUUCCGGGAGCAUCACACGUAGCAUACGCUUAACGAUCACGGCAUCGUGUCCAAUGAACUUACAAUACUUCCCGAUGGAUCGUCAACUCUGUCAUAUCGAGAUCGAGAGCUUUGGAUACACAAUGCGCGAUAUUCGGUACAAAUGGAACGCCGGCCUACUGUCGGUCGGCAUCUCGAACGAGGUGGAACUACCGCAGUUUCGCGUGCUCGGUCACAGGCAACGACAGACAACAAUACACCUAUCGACAGUCGGAUACACGAUGAGGGACAUCCGGUACAAGUGGAACGAGGGUGCUAACAGCGUCGGUGUCAGCAACGAGGUCUCCCUCCCACAGUUCAAGGUCCUCGGGCAUCGGCAACGAGCAAUGGAGAUUAGUCUUACCACCGGAAAUUACUCGCGGCUGGCCUGCGAGAUCCAGUUCGUACGAUCGAUGGGCUACUACCUGAUCCAGAUCUACAUACCCUCCGGGUUGAUCGUCAUAAUAUCGUGGGUGAGCUUUUGGCUAAACCGAAACGCGACCCCCGCUCGGGUGGCCCUCGGAGUAACCACUGUGCUCACUAUGACGACCCUAAUGUCCUCGACGAACGCGGCGCUACCAAAGAUCUCCUACGUCAAGUCCAUCGACGUCUAUCUGGGCACCUGCUUCGUCAUGGUCUUUGCCUCGUUGCUCGAAUACGCCACGGUGGGUUACAUGGCAAAGCGGAUUCAAAUGCGGAAGAACCGCUUCCAGAAGAUAGCGGAAAGCAUGAAAGCGGCGAGGGAAAAUCCAGGACCACCGGGUGUACCCGGUGAUCAUGGUGAUCACGCGCCUAAGCAAACUUGGUCCCGUGUUGUCCAGGAGGUGCGGUUCAAGGUGCACGACCCGAAGGCACACAGCAAAGGUGGCACGCUCGAAAACACCAUUAAUGGUCGGGCCGACGAGGAAGCGGCGCCUGCACCACAACAUCUCAUUCAUCCUGGCAAAGAUAUUAGCAAACUAUAUGGCAUUACGCCAUCAGACAUCGACAAGUAUUCCCGCAUCGUAUUCCCGGUGUGCUUCGUUUGCUUCAACCUGAUGUACUGGGUCAUUUACCUGCAUAUUAGUGACGUAGUCGCGGACGACCUGGUGCUGUUGAAGGAGGCGAAGUAGAGCACGGGGACAUCGGCUGCUGUAUCGCGGCUCGUAGCGACGAAAGAACGGAUGAAGAGGAAAAGAAAGAUGAAGGAAACUCGCACGAUAGGACGAGCACGGAAGGACGAAAGCGAAAUAAAAAAAACGUGCUCGAACGAGUGCGAGUUCGUCAACGGCCAUUUCCUCUCGUACUGGUACGAAAUCCAGAAUCCGUUCUCGUCGCAUCGAAUCGGCGUUACUUAUUCGAACUCUUCCUUAAUUCGAACUAUUCGAAACGCACGACGCGCAUACGUGAAAAACGCGCUUAUUUAUAUCGCGAUGAUAUACAUUAACGAUAACGAAAACGAAAGUGGUGCAAACGAGAAAAUUGCUCGAGGAUGAAGAAGAUUAACAAAAAAGAAAGAAGAAAUUCAAUAUAAAAAAGGGACGAUCUUUCGAGCAAGUGAAACGCGUUAUAGCGCAUCAUUAACAUACCUUAAACAUUGCCAGUUUAGGUAAUUCUUUAGGUCUUAAUGAGACCUUAUAUAUAUACAUAUAUAUACAUGUAUAUAUAUAUGUGUGUGUAUAUAUGUAUAUGUAUAUAUAUGUAUAUAUAUACAUAUAUAUAACAAUAUAUAUAUACAUAUAUAUAUAACAAAUUCGUCAAUUUAGCUACUAUUAUAAAAUAGUAAAGUUAAUUAAUGAUAAGACAAAGAGAAAGAGAGAGACGAAAAAGCUUCAAAUAUCGUCGGCUCGGAGCAACGCUUCGACGUACAGAAACAACUUCGGGGAGAAAGACUAGAAGGGGAGAUCGAAGAUCGGAGAUCAAGACAUUCGAACGUCGACAUCGCUGCUGGCCCUUGGAAGGAAGAAUGAAGAGGAUCUCGGAGUCAAUAGGAAAGCAGAGCACGAGGCUUUGAACGUUGGAACGAUAGAACGAGGGUUGGUAACGAUCGCCUAGGUAAUUAACGAGUCGGCCGAAUUAUCGUCGCGCGAUAAGAAAAGCGGCCAAACAAUCAAUAUAUCAAGACGCGUAUUACCACGGGCUGAGCACGUCGGAGAAUACGAGAGGUAAGUUUACACCUCGUUAGAAAAAAACAAAAAAAAAGAAAAAAGCGAAUGACAAGAGAGAGCACACACAACUCGUCUUUUAUACUUUUUCUCCGCUAGCAGCGAACGCGUAAGGAAAAAUCUGCGCCCGACGUGCUCCGCGCGAGUGUUCCAAGGAGAAGGGAAAAAAUCGAUCGAUCGAUUCGCCGACCAAAUACAACGAGCAGAAAAGACGAAACGUAUCCUUUGAUCCCCCCGCGUUCGUUUCUUUCAUAUAACGCGUAUUAUAAUAAUAAUGAAAUUAUAUAAAUAUCGACACACACUUCCACGUCCGCCCCACCGGAAGCAUUAUAUACAUACAAUUUAUAUAAUCGUACACCCGCGUUAUCCGCGUUAUCCAGUCUUUAAGGAAGAAGAAAAAGGAUUAAUUAAGAGAGAUAGAAACAGAGAGAGGACAAUGAAAGAAAAGAGAUCGAGAGGAGGAAAAGGAACCCUAGCAAUAUAAGUCUAUACAUAUAACGAUCUAAGAUGCAUUUAUUCAUACGUAUAUUUAUCGCGUAUGCAUACAUGCGUACCUCACGCGUUUCUACGCGUGUAUAUAUAUAUAUAUAUAUAUAUAUAUAUAUAUAUAUAUGCGUAUUAUAUAUUACGUGUGCCUGUAUUGUUUAUUACGUUUGAGAUUUUAACGGGCCAUGGACGAACAAGAAGGCUAUUUUUUCCAUUGUCUAGAAAGUUCAAGCAUCCUAUUUCAAAUCGUCCCGAUGAGACGAGCAUUUGUCGUUCCUUUCGAGAGCUCGGCCGCCUACUGUCGGACACGAGUGUCGAAAUAUCCCUUUGUACAUGAUCCUUUUUUCUAUGCUGAUAACAGACAACGGAGCUCACGUAAAGAACUGACGAAUCUCGUCAAAGCCGGACGAUAUUCAAAAAAGAUUAAAUGGACGAUAUUCAUGAAAAGAUUAAAACGCGCGCUCGCGCACGCUUUCAAUUAAACGCUCGUCAUUAAAAUUAAGUCGAUCUUACGAGCGCUCCUUAAUUAAUACUUCACAGCUUUCCUUUCAACCGUCUAAUUAUUACAAUCUCGUGGCACGAACACGAUUAAACGAAUUCGUAACCUUUCGGAGUUUUACUCCUAUUUACAUAGAAACUCGAUUUCACAUGAACGCUUCAACGACUGUUAACUUCAACUUUUAACGGUUAAAAGAAGAUUAUGAAGCAAAGUAAGAAGAAUUAUAUCGCAUUGAUGGAAAUUCGAAGGUUAAUUAUUCGUCUUUAAUUAAUAAUCAUAAAGCAUACCUACCUAUUUAUUCGUCGAUCUUCUAGUUCGCUCGUGGCCCCACCGUUUAUUAUGGAUAUUAUUAUUACCUUUAUUGUAUAGAGAUAAAUAAAGAAAUAAAUCAAAUAUAUAUAAAUGUUUUAAAAAAAGAGAAAAGAAAAAGAGAUCUCUGUCCUCUGGCAGGAUAUAAAUUUAUGUUAUCAGCGGGAAUCUAUAUAUCGCGAAUUAUUAUUAUUCUAUUCUUAUCAUUAUCAUGAUUAUUGACAUUAUUAAUAUAUUAAUAUAUUAAUAUAUUAUGAGAAUAAAGUAAUAUCGUUGAAAACUCGAAGAGCAGGACGAAGGUACUGUAAACUCGAAAUAUAUUAAAAGGGAAAAGAAAAAAGAUAAGAGAACGACGAGAAGCGAGGAGAUAGAAACUAUUAUUACUAAUACAAAUCGAUCACCUUGUAAAUACGAGUUUUAUACGGAACAUUGUAUUCGUUCACCAAAAAAAGAGGAGCAAAAAAAUUACGAGAGAGAGAGAGAGAGAAAGAGAGAGAGAGAGAGAGAGUAUCUAUUACAAAGUAAUAUAUAAAAUACACAUAUACAUAUUACAUAUACACAUACCAUAUAUAUAUAUAUAUAUGUAUAUUAUAUAUUAUAUAUAAGUAUACACACACGCAUACACACGCACACACAAAAUGUAGUGCACACAAGAUUGUGACUGUUCGCACGUACUUACGUAAAUCAAUUAAGAAUAAGCAAACAAAAAUGAUAUAAAUAUAUAGGAAGUAUAAGCAGAAAGAUAAUAAACCAAAAGUAAAUUAGAAGAACGUUGGGGGAUCAAAGUCGAUACGCAUGUUCACUCGUUCGUUCGUUCGUUCGUUCGUUCGUUCGUUUUUUAGUAAUAGAAGAGAAUAGGGGAAAGAGGAGAGGCGGAUAAAUUUCGAAAGGCGGUCGAUCGUGGUAAUCGAUUUUAUCCUAUCGAUUAAUUACAGAGGCAAUCGAUUAGCUUAAAUUACUUAUCGGAAACAAAUAAAUAGAAGGAAAAAGAAAAAAAGAAAGUGGUGUGAUAAACACGGCCGCGGCCGGCUCGGUCAUCGAAAUUAAAGACGAGACGGUACGAAUCGCGUUAAAAACGAAAACUGCCAACUUCCUAAUACAAUAUAUGUUUUAAUCAAUCGCGGAUACGCGACGGUAUAAACGAGCAAAUAGAAAAAAGUAAAAAAAAAAAAGAAAAUGUGAGAAAAAAUGAUCCGAACGAAAGGCGCGGAAAAGACGAUGUUCGUUCGAAAGAAAAGCUUGUUUUAGAGAAAUUAUGUUACUUUUUUUUUUUUUUUUUGCGAGAGAUGUACUUAUACAAUACAAUGGCUGGAAGGAUGAAACUCGUGAAACGACUAUUUACAUUUCCUUUUCCUUUUUCCUUUCUCUAGAACGUAAAUUCGAUUAAAACGCUUUAAAUUCGACAACGUAUACUCUCCACGCGAGUCCAACUUCGAUCUCGAAUAAACGUAAGCGUGUAAACGUUCAAUCGAGAUCGAGGAAUCGAAGCCUUUUCCGUCGCUCGUCCUGCCAGAGGAAAAUACAAUAUAUAACGAGACAAGCGUAGACAAAUCGAGGGAAAAAUCGGAUCUCCAUCCCCGAAAUCCCCGCGUAAAAGAAAACAAAUAUUUAUGAAAUCGUGCGUAGCUCCGACCGAAAAGGAACGAAAGUACGACGAUAUUGCGCGACGAGUCGUCUCGACGAGAGUACCAAAUUCUAAAACUGUAAACUUUAAAUAAUAACGCUGAUGCAUUAUAUUGUAGAAACGUAUUCUACGAUCGUAAAAAAUAAGAUAAAAGUGACAAUGUAGGUACACAAUGAACAUACACACGCGGACACGAGAAACACGCAUACAUAUACAUACAUGUAUACACGUAAGGAGCAUGCGUCUAUGAAAUUAAAAAAAGAAAAAAAAAGAAAAAAGAAAGAAAAAAGAGAGAAAAAGAAAAAAAAAAUUGAGAAGGAAACUGAGUGUACGCACGUUUCAUACGCACAACACACAAACUGAUACACAACACAACGCACAUUACUCGAAAAGAAACACUUGAAUACCCCGUAGGUCGGGCGAUUACUAUCUCGAAGCGUUUAUAUAUAAUUAAUUAUAUACCUACUUUUACUGGCACUCGGUAGAUAUAGGUACACCGUUAACGUAUACCUAUACUAUCCGACUCACUUUUACGUGGCAGUAACGCCGACUUAUAUGACAAAGGAAAACGGGAGAGAAAGAAAAAAAAAAAGAUAGACGAGAGGCGAAGAAAGUUAAAUAGAAAGAAUGUAAAGAGAAUAUGUAUAACAAAAAAAAAAAAAAUUUAGCGAUCGAGCGAGUGAGAAAGAUAGUUUAAGUAGAAAAAUCGAACGACGUGCGAAAGAAAAACGCGUUGCGCUUACGCGGAAAAAGAGCGUCAAAAAAAAAGAGCGAGAAUAUAAAUAAAAUAUACAUAAAUAAAAAAAAAAAUAAAUAAAAACAUAGAUUAGCGCGUAGACAUAUAGAUUCGAAAUAACCGAAUGAUCGAAGAUGAAAAAAUACAAGAGAAAAAGAAAGAAAGAAAGAAGGAGGAAAGAUGGAGAACAAAGUCGAGAGCGAAAAGCGUGAAUGAGGGUGUGCGAGCGGAUACGCUAUUCCGAGGAGCGCGUGCGUGCGUGUUUCUGUGCGUGACUGAGUUUUGCAUGAGUGCGUGCAUCCACUGUGGUCUGUAUCUUAAGCGGAAGUUCCUGUUCCUCGAGAUGGCGAAGAAAGAAAGAGAAAAGGAAAGCGAAAGGAAUGCGGGAGAGAGAGAAAGAGAGAGAGAGAGGACAAUGGCUAAAGAAAAAUAUAAAUACGAGACCGACUCUCGUCGCGGACGAGAAGAAUCAGACGCGAUCGCGAAUCAGGCCGAGGAAGAGCGUCUUCUUGUCCCUCCCUCCUGUCAAAAUCGUAUAUCGGUGCGUGCCUGAUCGAAUAUUUCGAGGAAAUCGAUUAGCGUCGAAGCGCCGAAUACCGUAGCCUCGAUUCCGAGAUAGAACACGAGGAAAUCACUUAUUUUUCAUAAUUAUUUCUUACCAGCGUCGGUUCUUCGAAGAUCGAACGUCUUCUCGUGUUCUAUUGUGGAUCAUCGAAAAUAAUGGUAUUCCGCGUGUUCGCUCGAUCGAUAUUUUCCGAAAAUCGGAAAGAAUAUCUGUAGUACGUACGUACACACAUACAUACAUACGUACAUAUGCAUAACUUACGGCAGAAUUCGUUUACGAUUUAGUCAUGCGUCAUUAAUAUCAUUUUUUUGUAAUGUCCGAAUAAAACGUAUAUCAUAGUCGAAGAUAAAAGUUACGCCGAUAAUCAAUUAUCGGUUCAUUCGUUUAACGAUAAUCAUUGUGUUGUAUGUUGUGCGAAGUGUACAAUGCAGCAAACGCGCGAACGUUAUUACGAGACCUCCGAUAUAGUCCUCUCUUCUUUUAUAUUUCGAAAACCGUAUUCCGUUCCGCGUCGUCUCGUCUCGGCGUCCACCGAACGCUAGAUAGAAUCUUUUCCUUGAAAGAUCGAUCUGCAUUAGUGCUGCCAUACGUUAGACAAGUAGUCUCGUUGGAUCCCGAAGAAGUAUUUUAUGAGAAACGGUAGCGCCAAUAUCGAUACAUUUAUUGAGAGGAACAAUCUUUUGAGCAUAUACAAAUUAUUGAAAAAUAUAUCGAUAUUAUGAUAUCGAUGUUAAUACCUAUUAAUCGAGAAAUAUAAUCAAUUUAAAAAUAAAUUCAGUUUUUUUUUCACAUUCCAUUAUUCCAUUAUUUUACAACCUUUCUUAACUCGUGCUUCUGUUUGGCGUCUCUCUGUCUUGCCUCGGUACAUGAUUUUCUUUUUGCUUAUUAUUACAUUUCCGUACUUGCAUAUUUUUCUAAAUUUCUCUUCGAGCGACUUUUCACGGUCCUACGAGAUUUUCAAAAGCUACAAAGAAGAUCUACUUUCGCGCGUAUGCCUUCGCACUGAACAAAGUAAAAAGCAUGUAAACUGGCCUUCAGCGAGUUUGCGAGCGCGACGAAAAAGAAUAUGUCGUAACAUACAUAAUCGAGUCAAGGGAAGGACGAAAGACGAGACGUAAAAAGCGAUGGAUAACGAAUGCGUCUAAUGCGUGCGUCCGCGCGUGAAUGUACGUGUGAAUACGAGUGUAUACGAGGUUUGAAGGAAACGUAUGCGCGCGCGCGAGCGAGAGGAAGAGAGAUAUGAAGAGAGAAAAUGAGAAAGAGAAGGAGACACAGCGCGUUGAGUUAACGCGCGAGGCAUAAAGUACGUCGUAACUGGAACGCUUGCGUCGACUGCCAAGAAAAGAAUGAAAAACUCGAGGGUUGUAAGUCGUGAGAAAAAUAAUAAAAGAUAAGGAAAAAGAAAAGACGUGAAAUGUGGGAAGAGAAGCGAAAAAGGGCAGAGGCUCUCCCAGUUACUUGCUCACUGAAAUAAUAUUCUAAAUAACGUUCGUACGCGACAAAAAUCUAGAUAUACAUUGGUAUAAUGCGAUAUUAAUUUACGUACAAAUAAGUAUCGAGACAUAAAAAAAAAAGGAAAAAGAAGAGAAGGAAAGGAGAACAAGAAAAAAUAAUGAAUAAGCAGGCGUUGACAUUGACGCGCGCACGUUACAAACGAAAUCGAAUAGUAGUAAAGAAUUUCAUGGUUUACCAAGAACAAGAAAAAUACGUAUAUUCCUAAGAUCGCUAGAUAAGAACUUAGAAUAAUUAAUAUCGUUCAUUUGAAACAUUAACGUAAAUAGUACGUCAUUUUCAAUGAAAGUCGUCGUAAAUUAAGAGCAAGAAAGAAAAGAAUUCUUUAACGAUAAAUACAAUCGAAAUUGCACUUAUUUCUUGGCUCUAAAUUCUUGUCAAAUUCGACGGGGUAAAUGAACUCGCGUUAAUAUCGAUUUGAUCGAUGAUCGAUAGACUCACGUAAGAUUUUUAAUUUGUCCGUAAUACCGAACCUACUUUUAACGAUAAUAAUGUCAGUGCGAAUCGAACUUAUCGACGUCGAUUCCUGAUCCCGAAUGCCUAAAUCAAUGCAAUUUUGAAAGAGCGUAACUCGAAAUCUUUAACGAAAUCUCUGCCGAACGAAUAAAAAUAAAAAGAAAUGAAAUGUUCAAGGUGCGCGCGUAAUUGUCCAAAUCGUGCUUGCUAAGAGGAACACGAAUUCUAUUUAUAAAAACGCUGUACAUUGCGAAGGCGUAUAAUUUACAGCGAAAUGUCUAUAGGACUUGUAAGGGAACGAACGAUACAAGAAAUAAAGAAAUAUCGAGAGAGAGAGAGAGAGCGAGAGAGAGAGAGAGAGAGAGAGAGAGAGAGAGAGAGAGAGAGAGAGAGAGAGAUUGAGAAAGAAUGAAGAAAAACAACAAAACAAGAUCGAGAUCAGCAGUGGUACUUGCGUUACACGCACCGUUAAAAAUGGCGACGAAUACAUUAUUCACUGUUACAUAAAAAACAAAAGAAAAGAAACAAAGUGUAACACAAAAACGUAUCGUUGCAUGAUCGAUAUACCUAAAAAAUUAUUACUACGUGAUACGUCAUUAUUAUGUAAAGUUUUUAUUGAGUGAGUAAAAUUAUGUUAUCGAUGAA
Molecule: messenger RNA, 9713 nt
Organism: Vespula pensylvanica (western yellowjacket)
Lineage: Eukaryota; Metazoa; Arthropoda; Insecta; Hymenoptera; Vespidae
Gene: Rdl
Product: gamma-aminobutyric acid receptor subunit beta
Exons: 11
Coding region: 479-1849 (456 amino acids)
Biological process (GO): chloride transmembrane transport; chemical synaptic transmission; signal transduction
Cellular component (GO): synapse; neuron projection; membrane
Molecular function (GO): neurotransmitter receptor activity; GABA-A receptor activity; extracellular ligand-gated monoatomic ion channel activity
Source: RefSeq, a predicted model, not a curated record